AUGAACUGAAAGAUGCUAGCAGCGUUAGCUUUGUUAAUUUGUGGAUUUCGCUGGGAGUCGGUAUCAACAUGGAUGUGUCGGUGGUUGAAGUAACGACGUCUUCAGCUCAGUGUUUGAGGGACUUCAUCAACGAGCGACUGACGGCCGCUGCUGAGGAAAUAUUUCAGGUCUUUGAGAAGACUGUGCUCCAGUACGAGGAGGAGAUCGCUCGGCAGCGCACACUGUUGGACAUCACCUGGAAACCCGAGAUAAAGUUACUCCGAAUAGACCUCCCUCAACAUCAUGUUUGUAAGGAGGAGGAGGUUCUCUCUGACCAGCAGGUCUGUAACCAGGAGAGGAAGUCCAGUCUGGAGCAGGAGGAACCAGGUCACCCACAGAUUAAAGAGGAACAGGAGGAGCUGUGCACCAGUCAGUCGGUUGAGCAGCUUCUACUGAAGGAGGAGACUGAUAUCAUUAUGGUUACUCAGACUUAUGAGGAAAGUGACCACAGUGAACUAGAACCCAGAAGCGACCAGCCGCUCUCCCACAACUCUCCUCUACCUGAGCGCCAAGACCAGGAAGGAAGCAAGCCUGUAGAGUUAGCAUCAGCUGCAAAUGAAGAGCCAGAGUCAAACAACAGACCUCACACCAACAGAAGUCACAGUAAUAAUGUAGCUCACUCUCUAAUGUCGGAGAGUCAGUGUAAUCCCGACGCAGGGAAAAAGUCUUUUCACUGUGACUUCUGUGGAAAAGCCUUUCAAAAAAAGUCCCAAAUGCAGAAACAUAGCAGGACCCACACAGGUGAGAAGCUGUACCCCUGCAAAACAUGCGGGAGAAACUUCACUCAUAGCACUUCCUUGAAGGUCCACAUGAGAAUCCACACAAGUGAGAAGCCGUACUCCUGCAAGACCUGUGGGAAAAGUUUCAACAACAGCACCUCCUUGACGGUCCACACCAGAGUCCACACCGGGGAGAAGCCGUACACUUGCAAAACCUGCGGGAAAAGUUUCAGUCAAAGUUGUCAUUUGACUUCCCACAUAAGGACUCACACGGGCGAGAAGCUGUACUCCUGCCAAACAUGCGGGAAAAAUUUCGUCAAUAGCGCCGACGUGAAAAUCCACAUGAGGACCCACACGGGCGAGAAGCCGUAUUUUUGCAACAUAUGUGAGAAAAAUUUCAUUCACAGUUCCCACCUGAAAGUCCACAUGAGGAUCCACACGGGUGAAAAGCCGUAUUCCUGCAAAACAUGUGGAAAGGGAUUCAGCAACAGCAACUCCUUGAAAGUCCACAUGAGAAUCCACACGGGCGAGAAGCCGUAUUCUUGCAAAGCUUGUGGAAAAAGUUUUAAUCAAACUUGUCAUUUGACCGCCCACAUGAGAACUCACACUACUGACAAGCUGUAUUCCUGCAAAACAUGCAGCAGAAAUUUCAGUAGCAGCGCUGACCUGAAAGUCCACAUGGAGAUCCACACAGGAGAGAAGCCGUAUUCCUGCAAAACAUGUGGGAAGAUAUUCAGCUACAGGAGCGACCUGAGAGCCCACAUGAGAAUCCACACAGGGGAGAAACCAUACUCCUGCAAAACUUGUGGGAAAGAUUUUAGAUAUACGACUUCUUUAAAAGUCCACAUGAGAAUCCACACAGGCGAGAAGCCGUAUUCCUGCAAAAUCUGCGGUAAAAGCUUCGUCCAAAGUUGUCAUUUGACGUCCCACAUGAGAAAUCACUCUAGCGAGGAGCUCUCGUCUUGCAAAACAUGCGGGGAUGCUUUCAGUAGCAGCGCUGACCUGGAGGAGCACAUGAGAGUCCACACAGGUGAACAGCCGUGCUCCGGCAACACAUGAUGGAAAGGUUUGUCACAAAAGAGCUCACUUACAUUAGAAGCUUUGACCCUGUGACACCUGUGGGAGAAGAUGUAAAGACGCAAUGCAGCGUCACAUCAGAGCACACGGUGGAGGAAAGCCUCACUCCCGGACAUGUGGGUCACGUUUCACUCAGCAUGAGAACUCAUCUGUGGGGAGGAAAUCUAUCUGCAGCCCAGCCUGUAUAAAUAUGUAAGAAUGCAGAGACGUUAAAGUAGAGUUUUUAGAUUUUGUGAGAUGAAUCUGAGAACAUCUGGUUUACAUCUGUGUCCGACCGCACGAUCGAUUCAAAGCAAAUUAUGCAACAGAAGUGUGGCGACCCUGUCAGAAGGACUUUUACUUUUAACUGUUGCUUCUUUUUAUUUAUUUAUUUUUGUUACCUUAAAUAGUAUUUUGGAAAUACACGAAAACUUGUGCAAGAACUUAGACGUGUCAAAUUCCUGUGGAUUUAGCAAGUCGAACCGUGGGCUGCAUGUUUCCUGUUUUUAACCCAUAUGUGUUUACGUUCAGAAAAAUGAAGUACAUCGAAUCAGCUGUUCAUCUGAUACUUGAUCCCUCCAAGGCAAUUCAGAAAGUUCCUAGACAGUCACUGUAUUUACAUCUGUGAUUAUGAGAGAGUUUUCUAGAUAAGCCCUCAUAUGUAAAAGGUAGGACUUUUCCAAACAGUCGGAGAAUCCUUGUAGUCCAGUGUCGGUAGAAAACAGUCAUGUGAAAGCCGGGUCAUCAUCCCGUAUUGUCUGUCAUCUGUUUUGAAAGAGUUACAUAAACUUGGUCAUCAGUGUGUUCUCAGCCCUUUUCAGACGUCGAGCAUUGCAGCUUCAUCAGUCUGUUAAAGUGACGGCAUUUUGUCAUCCACACGUAGGUCGAGUUUAUGUUAAUGCUCCUACAUGGACGGCAGACCCACGUAGUGACGGAGAGCAGUACAGUCGUGACUCGAUAACCCGACCCCUAACAAUCCAAAAACCUCGCUACCCAACAGGUUUUUAGGAAAAA
This is a messenger RNA of Stegastes partitus (bicolor damselfish), 2828 nucleotides long. RefSeq names its product gastrula zinc finger protein XlCGF57.1-like. Bases 69 to 1817 code for a protein of 582 amino acids. The transcript is spliced from 2 exons. Gene Ontology annotation, biological process: regulation of transcription by RNA polymerase II. Gene Ontology annotation, molecular function: RNA polymerase II cis-regulatory region sequence-specific DNA binding; DNA-binding transcription factor activity. The record is from RefSeq and is a predicted model, not a curated record. Lineage: Eukaryota; Metazoa; Chordata; Actinopteri; Pomacentridae.